Molecule: messenger RNA, 870 nt
Organism: Tetrahymena thermophila SB210
Lineage: Eukaryota; Ciliophora; Oligohymenophorea; Hymenostomatida; Tetrahymenidae
Product: EF hand protein
Exons: 2
Molecular function (GO): calcium ion binding
Source: RefSeq, a predicted model, not a curated record
AUGUAAUUGAUUUCCUUAAAUAUAUUUUUAAUAAAAUAUAAUAAAUUCAACAAUUUUGUGUAUUUAGAACUCAAAAGCUUAACUUUCAAAAGAAAUCAAUCAAAAAUUUUAUUUUGGUUACUAGAAGUGAUUAAUCUGUUUUUUUAAGAAUAUAAAAUCUUUUCAACAUAAAAAUGGUAAGUAAUUAUAUAUUAACUAAAGAUUUUAAAUAGUUUAAUUUAUUUUAAUCAACAUCUAUGUGUUUUAGAAUGUUUUUUUUCCUCUAAUUAUUAUCAACCCUCUUUUGUAAGAUUAAUAUUUUCAAAUUUAAAAGUUAUUGAGUUAAUCAAUUUUUAGUUUUUAUCUAUUUUUUUAGAAAUAAAUAAAUAAAUGAAUGACGAAGAGAUAUUUAAAUAUUUUGAUAAAUAAAAUAAAUUUUAUCUUACAAAACAUGAAUUAAAAGUCAGUUUGAUCUAUAAAUUUGGUUAUAAAUUUCCUUAUGAUGAAAUAAAAAAUAUUUGGAAAGGUAGAUUUAAGUUUGAGUAAUCUAGAAACGAUUAUGAUUAGUUGUAUGAUAAAAGUAUUGCAUCAAAAGGAAUUUCAUUUAAGUAUUUUAAAUAUUUGAUCAAUUUAUUAGAUUCACAAAUAUCAUGCGAUAAAAAAUCAACUAUUGAUUUUUAAAUUAUUGAUGAAGAUGAUAAAGGAUAUAUAACUUUUGAUGACUUUAAAUAGUUAAUUGUGAAACAUAAUUUAAAAUUCAUUUAGCCAUCAUAGGUGAAAGAAGUGUAUAAAGAAAUGGAUUUUGAUGGUGAUGAAAAAGUAUCGUUAUCUGACUUUCGUAAGUUUGUAAAGGAGUAUAAAGACUUGUAAUAAGUAAAAUCAAUUGAAUGA